GUUUCUAAGGUGCUAUUGGGAGCUCAUGCACUCCUGGCCAAUGGAUCUGUGAUGUCACGGGUAGGAACAGCUCAGUUGGCCCUGGUGGCUCGAGCUCAUAACGUUCCAGUACUGGUCUGCUGUGAAACAUACAAGUUCUGUGAACGUGUGCAGACUGAUGCCUUUGUCUCCAACGAGCUAGAUGACCCUGAUGAUCUCCAGUGUAAGCGGGGAGACCGGGUGGCCCUGGCUAACUGGCAGAACCACCCAUCACUCCGGUUGUUGAAUCUGGUCUAUGACGUGACUCCCCCUGAGCUUGUGGAUCUGGUGAUCACAGAGUUGGGCAUGAUUCCUUGCAGUUCUGUGCCGGUCGUCCUUCGAGUCAAGAGCAGUGACCAAUGAAAGGGAACAAGCGUCAAUAAAAAACUUACUCCCUACUCCCAUAA
Messenger RNA from Grammomys surdaster, 425 nucleotides. RefSeq names its product translation initiation factor eIF-2B subunit delta-like. The transcript is spliced from 2 exons. The annotation marks the transcript as partial. The record is from RefSeq and is a predicted model, not a curated record. Lineage: Eukaryota; Metazoa; Chordata; Mammalia; Rodentia; Muridae.